UGGUGACGGUGGGAUGACGAGGAGGAGGAGGAGGAGGAGGAGGAGGAGGAAGGAGUAGAGGGAAAGAAGGGACAGAAGAAAAGACAAAAGAUUCAUUAAACUAAAGCGCUCUUGGACGACAACAUUAAUUCCUCGUAAAGCUUGAACUCCUACAAGUGGAAGGAAUGGGCGGCUUUCCAGUGGUCCUGCUCCUCUGCAGUCUCCACGCGCUCACAGCUGUAGCCCAGGACCAGCCGACCGUCAGCCCUGCUGCUCCUGGAGGCCCCUUACCAGCCAGCUGCAGGGAGGAGAUGUACCCUUGCACCAGGAUGUACUCGGUUCACCGGCCCAUCAAGAGAUGUAUCGGUGCUCUUUGCCUCUACAGCCUUUCUCGUGUUUACGUGAUCAACAACGAGAUCUGUGUGAGGACGGUGUGCCAGCAGGACGAGUAUCUCAAAGCCGAACUGUGCAGAGAGCUGUCUGGGUGGCCCAGGCGCAUUGAGAGGUCUUCUAAUAGGAAACGAUGUCUCAAUCGCCGGGGCAACCCCAAAACCUGGGCAGACGAGGCCUGAGGGGGCGCCCGGAUGGCGAUGUGACCACCUGUGAGGACGCAGCCUCUCUCAAGACACACAAACCAGGGACGUCGUCAUAAAAACAGCCCAUAACACACUAAAUCCACCACUCAACAGCCGGGGGGGCUUAUUUUCUUUCACACGUAGCCACAUGUGUGUUGAGUCAUAUCUGAGUACUCAUUUCAUUUGUGUGUUUUUGGAAACGCGUCACGUCCUCCAUGGUUGGAAGCCCAUUUAAGGUACUGUAGUAACCAUUAGCAGCACUGAGUCAUGUGUGUACUCAUUGACAAACCACGUGAGAUCUAAUGUAUACAAAAACACACAUAACUACAUUUGAUUAUGGGU
This is a messenger RNA of Pungitius pungitius (ninespine stickleback), 896 nucleotides long. It is a transcript of the gene mfap5, whose product is annotated as microfibril associated protein 5. Gene Ontology annotation, biological process: embryonic eye morphogenesis. NCBI's taxonomy places the organism in Eukaryota, Metazoa, Chordata, Actinopteri, Perciformes, Gasterosteidae. The record is from RefSeq and is a predicted model, not a curated record. Bases 165 to 551 code for a protein of 128 amino acids. Gene Ontology annotation, cellular component: microfibril. The transcript is spliced from 7 exons.